This is a messenger RNA of Telopea speciosissima, 1298 nucleotides long. RefSeq names its product phosphatidylglycerophosphate phosphatase PTPMT2-like. The record is from RefSeq and is a predicted model, not a curated record. Gene Ontology annotation, molecular function: phosphatidylinositol-4,5-bisphosphate 5-phosphatase activity; protein tyrosine/serine/threonine phosphatase activity. Gene Ontology annotation, biological process: protein dephosphorylation. The transcript has 6 exons. The coding region runs from base 92 to 1084 and encodes 330 amino acids. Lineage: Eukaryota; Viridiplantae; Streptophyta; Magnoliopsida; Proteales; Proteaceae.
UAUGACUUGCAAUUCGUGGCUGUGGUAGGGAUAAUUUUUGGUUUCGGGGAAAUCUAAGUUUAAACGUCGUUGGUGGAAUUGGAUUGGAAGCAUGUAUAUUGAGGAAUUGAAGAAAGGGGACCUGGAAAGUAGAGAGAAAGAGUCGGUUGCUGAUGUUUCCCAUAGCGGAAUUGCUGUUUCGGAUGCGAAAAGGUCUUUGAUUGGUGUAGGAGCUCGUGUUCUGUUCUACCCAACUCUGCUGUAUAAUGUUGUCCGGAACAAGAUUCAGUCGGAGUUUCGUUGGUGGGAUGGGGUUGAUGAGUUUAUAUUGCUAGGGGCUGUUCCAUUUCCUACGGAUGUUCCCCGCCUUCAACAACUUGGUGUUUGUGGAGUGAUCACGCUAAACGAGCCGUAUGAGACAUUGGUUCCCACUUCACUGUAUCGUGCUCGUGGAAUUGAACAUCUGGUAAUUCCUACUAGAGAUUACCUUUUUGCUCCAUCGUUUGGAGAUAUAUGCCAAGCUGUAGACUUCAUACACAAGAAUGCUUCUUUUGGGAAAACGACAUAUGUUCACUGUAAAGCAGGCCGGGGACGUAGUACAACUAUUGUUCUUUGUUAUCUGGUGCAGCACAAGCAGAUGACACCUGAUGCUGCAUAUGAAUAUGUGAGAUCUAUUAGACCGAGGGUGCUCUUGGCAUCUUCACAGUGGGAGGCUGUCCAAGAGUACUACCGUCUCAGGGUGAAGGGAGCCUGUGUCUCUAGCUUCUUGCACAAUCCAUUUGUGAAAGCAUUAGCUUCCCCAGCCGCAACCAAAGACUUUGCAGCCUUUGAUGACGGCUCUGUAGUAGUUGUAACCAAAGCUGACCUUGAUGGAUAUGAUGCUAGCUGCGACUCUAGUAUUGUUGGCAAUGAGGUAUGGGCAGAGCUGAGCCUGGUCUAUAGGGUACAGUUUGCUGGUCAAGGAGUCCUGGCAAGGCUUUCAUGUCUGUGGCUUCGCUGCCACACACGACAGAGAAUAUCAGGUGAGAAGCUCAGCAGGGAGAGCAGCUGCUCUGUGGAGGCCGACAAGUUGCGAGGGGUUGGUGUAGACAUUCAUGUCUAUUGAGAGGUGCUGAUGUGUUGGUGAAGGUGUACAGAGGUUUUAUUGGUCUUUUUUCUUUUGGGAGUGGAGCUCGGCAUGCCCUCACCUGGAAGUAAAGUAGCACGCCCUGCAAUAACUGUCAUGUAGCAGUUUAGGUGGGGCCGAAAUUUUGUGUAUAGGUGAACCUCAAACUCACCUGUCAAAUUCAGGUCCAAUCCAAGUCUGUCCAGUGGCAAAA